Molecule: messenger RNA, 3058 nt
Organism: Lingula anatina
Lineage: Eukaryota; Metazoa; Brachiopoda; Lingulata; Lingulida; Lingulidae
Biological process (GO): signal transduction
Molecular function (GO): oxidoreductase activity
Source: RefSeq, a predicted model, not a curated record
GUCGUUUGCUGACAACAUGUAAACUUAUGUUGACGUGAAGAAAUUUAGUAUAUUUCACACACUUGAUAAAGUUCUGUAGAGAAAGUAGUUAAAUUUUCGAAGGUUCCUGAUUCUGUUGGCUUCAUUUGAGGAGAUCAUUUUGAAGUUUUUAUACCAUGGCCAUGUGACAUUCACGAAAACCCAAUGACUGAGUACUGCACUGUAGUUGUCUGAUACGAGAUCAUGGGUUCUGGGUCCAGCAUUCAGACUGGGAAGAAUUCUUCUGCUUCUUCUCCCUCCAAAACCAGUAAAACUGGUCAAAAGGAGACGAAGUCUGACUACAUUGUUGAACCCAAAGAUGUGAUGAUUAGCUACAGCCAUGCUGAUAAAGAUAUGAUGAACAAACUCAAAGAUGCAUUAGAGAAGCAUGGAAUAUCUGUAUGGGUAGACACAAUCGGUCUCAAGGCUGGUGUAGACUUUCUCAGUAAAAUAGGGCAAGCUAUUAUUGAUGCAAAGCUUUUCAUUUCUUUGUUAAGUGAAAAGUCCAUAGCGUCUAAGUACUGCCAGGAUGAAUUGGCUCUUGCCUAUAUCUCCAAUAAACCAAUCUUCCCAUGUGGUCUCAAGACUCCAGAAGAACUUUUCCCUUUGAUGGACACAGGAAUGAAACUUCAAUUAGCAAGAUUUGAAUGGAACUUAUUCACUGAAGAAGAUGCUUUUGAAAGCAAUUUUGACAAACUUGCCAAUAAAAUGGAUGCAGAAAUAUCUAAAAUGAAUAUCGAAUCCCACGUGCCUCCAGCCGAUGAGGCAUCAUCAUCCAAGCAGGCUGAACCAUCUGAAAAGGGAGACGGAAAUCCAGAAUCUCGUCAAAUACUGAAGCGUCAAGACAGCGUACGAAUGAACCAGAGAUUUGACAAAAACAUGAUGGGAAGAUUAGAUUCCUUUGGCAUAACAGUGAAGGAGGAGGACUUUUGGAGCCAACAUUACCCAGAUCAAAACCAAGUGGAAUGGAUUGAAUUCUCAGGAAAAUUCAAGCAGGAAUACAAGAGUAACAUUGACAAGCUGUUCUCAGAGGAGGACCAGACGAGGAUGGAGAUGAUGAUGAAGCAUGAAAUGGCUGUGGAGGAAGAUGGGAUUCUUCAUGUUGAAAAGUAUAAAGAAUUCUGCACCAUAGAUAAGGAAUUGUUUUCAUUGUGGCAGCGAGUGCAGGACUAUGCCUUAGAGCACUUUGCCAUGAGAGAAGUAUUUAACAUGGAUUCUCAUGUCAGGGUGGAGGCAAUAGAAAAUUUAGGAAAAUUUAAUAGUCCAGCUGUUAGGGAAGCACUGAGGGACCUCUUAAAAGAUAGUGACCCUAAUGUCAGGGCAGUGGCGGCAAUAUCAUUGGCCAGAGCUGCUGUGAGCAGUGACAAAGUCACAGUUCAAGCGUUGAAGAAAGUACUGACAGACCAGGAUAGACUGGUGAGAGAGAGCGGGUGCCUGGCUCUGGGGCAUCUGAAAUCUCAGGGAGCAGUUGGCAAACUGGUGCAGAUGUGGCGGAAUGAUGUAAUAUCUACGGUUCGGGAUGCGGCACAGUUGGCCUUGGAACAGAUAGGUGGAGAGGAAGCCAACAAAGCCAUUCACAUGACAAAAGUGCUUGCUGAGGAAAUACAGAAGUUGACCAAAAACUGAGAAUUUGCAGCCAGUUUUCACUGUUAAUGAGAGAGAGAAGGUAAAAAAACUGUAUUUGAGGGAUACAAUUAUAUAUAAUACAUGUAAUCCAUAUAGUACAGAGUAUUCAGGGGAAUCACAAUAAUGGACCUACUAUCACCAGUAUUAUGAGAUUAUUAUUAUUUAAGAAUUUGUUUUUUUCUUUUUAGAUGAUCUGUGCUUUUGUCUGUAAACUUUCUGUUGCAUCUUUUUUAAUCACUGAUAAAACAGCAAGCUUUAAAACAAAUAAAUUCAGUAUUUCUGAGAUAAGAAUCCUUCAAAAUGAUGUUAGGUAAGCUAUAGAGAAUUGUAGGUAAGAUUAGGUAAUUAGUUAUUACAUAAUAAUACUUUUUUACAGCAAAAUUCCACUGCCAUAUCUUCUAAUGAUUUUGUUACAGUUCAUUUGGACAAUCACACAGUUUGAUUGAUCACUGAGUGUUUUAAGCUUUAUCUGAUCCCAUUUUACAGAACAACUUAUAGGUAUAUAUGCACGGCCUGUCUGAUGUUGCGAAAUGGAAACUUAUGGAAAAAACUUGAAAAUUUGGUCACUUAAAAAUUAAUUAAUAUUUUAAAUUGCGUAAAUCCGACUAAUUUUUCAAAAUUACAUUUCCCUGACGAAGUCAUGUUUUGUGAAUAGUAAUUUACUACUCUUUUUUAAAAGCUUUCGGUUUAUAUACAAAGCAUUCUAAAAUGAAUGUACAUAAAAACUUGAAUAUAAGGAAAUGCAAUAUUGCUUUUCCACAUAUUUUUAUUUAGUAUUAUUAAUGUAAACUUCAAAAUCUGUUUAUCGUUUGUGACAAUAAAAAUUUGUCCAACAUUUGUUUACAUUAAACAUGAAUAUUAUUUGUCUUGCCCUAUAGUGCAGCAUUUAUUAUGCUACUAUAGCCAACAGGUGCUUCAUUCUAGUGGCUUAAAGUCACUUUUAUGUUGUCUGAUGAUGGUCUGUUUAAAGACUAUCAGAAAUAAGGCUAAAUGUUGGAAAUCGGGAGAAACAAGUAGAUUUGCAUGUAUGUUUUUGGUAUAUAAGGUUUUAAUCUUUGUGUUGGGCAAAGUGCCUAGGCAAACUUAGAAUGCAGUUCAAAGAGCUCAUUAUUGUUAGUAGUAAAUUGCUUGCCAUAUACUGCAUGCUUCUUUAUGAAUCUCUUAUAUAUUGACUAUUUGUGAUAUUCAGUAGUUUUUAGUUUUUCUGUAAUACCAAAAAUUGUAGAUGUUUUUUCAACUUUCAUAAUUGUAAUCUGUCUGUGAUACCUUUUGGACAAUUUCUCUCAUAUUCUCAUAUUCCAUUUUGAAAAAAAUAAGUGCUUUAUACAAAAUAAAAUGAUGGUUUAUUGCCUUGUUUUGGUGUCCAUUUGUCACAAAUAUCAUGCAGUGAGUUAUAAAUGUCUGUCCAGUAAUG